UCGUCCUUCCUCCUGCUGGUGAAGGUCACGUGAAACAUGGCUCUUCUGUUACUAUAUAUCUACUAGGAGCCAUGCAGCAUCCUCAAGCCAACAAAGGCUCUCUCUCUCGCUUCAUUUGGCCUGCUGCUGGCUGGCGGAGAGUUGGAGAGAGAGAGAGAGAGAGAGAGAGAGAGUUAAGUGCCGGAAGAGAUAGAUGAUGAAGAGUCGUAGCGGUGGGGGAGCAAACAGUAAGGUGGAGAGGAAGACAACGGAGAAGUAUAGGAGAAUGCACAUGAAGAACUUGUGCUUCAAGCUUUCCUCCAUCAUUCCCGAAGAACACAGAACCAUUUCAAAGGAUGUAUUAACACAACAAGACAACUUCGAUCAAGCCACAUCUUACAUAAAAAAACUCCGUGAAAGGAUUGAAAGGCUGAAGCAGAGAAAGCUCAUGCAGACGAGCACAGUCAGACGUGAUACGACAAUGAGGUUUGCAUCACCAAUUAUUGAAGUAAGACACCAGGAUCUGAACUUGGAGAUACUCGUGAUAAGCGAUCUAAACAAGAGGUUCAUGUUCCAUGAGGUGAUCAAUGUCAUCGAGGAAGAAGGCGCUGAAGUGGUUACUGCCAACUUCUCAAUUGUGGGCGACAAGAUCUACCACACAAUACAUUCACAGGCUGUUAGCUCCAGAAUUGGAUUGGAGGCUUCAAGUGUAUAUGAGAGAUUGAAGGACUUGAUCAACUAAGCCUCUCACUUGGACAGAAGUAUACUUUGUCAGAUUCAUGAGGAUACAUGAAUGUGUAACUUUUACCUAAGAAAUAUUGAAGUAUCACACUCACUUGGACAGAUGUAUGUU
This is a messenger RNA of Musa acuminata subsp. malaccensis (wild Malaysian banana), 832 nucleotides long. RefSeq names its product transcription factor bHLH162. Gene Ontology annotation, cellular component: RNA polymerase II transcription regulator complex. Gene Ontology annotation, molecular function: RNA polymerase II transcription regulatory region sequence-specific DNA binding; DNA-binding transcription factor activity, RNA polymerase II-specific; protein dimerization activity. Gene Ontology annotation, biological process: regulation of transcription by RNA polymerase II. NCBI's taxonomy places the organism in Eukaryota, Viridiplantae, Streptophyta, Magnoliopsida, Zingiberales, Musaceae. The record is from RefSeq and is a predicted model, not a curated record.